AUGAUAAAACACUUAAAGUGCUGCGUUAAAGAAUUGGAAAUGCAUAAAUAUUUGCGAAUGAUAAAAAUCACAGAAACAAAAUGUGAAAAAUUCGCUUGUAGGCAAAAAGAAUCAUUUGAACACUUGUCAUGUGAAGUAAACAGCAACAAAAUAAAUGAUGAUAGUCGUAGAUUUAUCAAAGACAUGACAUAUUACCAUUUGAAUAUAGCGAAUUCCAACCAACGAAUAGAUGUGUAA
Molecule: messenger RNA, 237 nt
Organism: Clunio marinus
Lineage: Eukaryota; Metazoa; Arthropoda; Insecta; Diptera; Chironomidae
Source: the annotation of a GenBank genome assembly